Messenger RNA from Hibiscus syriacus, 2060 nucleotides. RefSeq names its product U-box domain-containing protein 15-like. Gene Ontology annotation, biological process: protein ubiquitination; cell surface receptor signaling pathway. Gene Ontology annotation, cellular component: cytoplasm; nucleus. Bases 58 to 1974 code for a protein of 638 amino acids. NCBI's taxonomy places the organism in Eukaryota, Viridiplantae, Streptophyta, Magnoliopsida, Malvales, Malvaceae. Gene Ontology annotation, molecular function: protein binding; ubiquitin-protein transferase activity. The record is from RefSeq and is a predicted model, not a curated record. The transcript is spliced from 4 exons.
AGAAUAGAAAGGAUUUUCGGGUAUCUUUUCAAGAGUUGAACUUUUCGGUGGUCGCCGAUGGAGAGGCAGACGAUUCCGGCGGUUUCGGGUUCGCCCGAAGUCGGAGAAGAGAGUGAAGUGGUGGUUAGGGAGUUGAUUGAAGUGAUACGGACCGUUGGAUCUUAUGAUGGAUUUAGGAAGACUCAAAGGAAGGAUUGCUUGAAGUUGGCGAGGCGGUUGAAGCUUUUGGUUCCACUCUUGGAGGAGAUCAGGGAUCAGCUUGGUAACCCAUCAAAUGUCUCCGGUUCGGGUUCGAAUUAUCUGGUUGGUUUGAAGAAAGCAUUGGUUGGAGCCAAGAAGUUGUUGAAGAACUGUAACCAUGGAAGCAAGAUAUAUCUGGCAAUGGAAAGUGAAGCAGUGAUGAGCAGAUUCCACGCUGUUUAUGACAAAUUAAACCAGGCCCUUGAUGGCAUACGUUAUGAUGAGCUUGGAGUUUCAGUUGAAGUGAAAGAACAAGUUGAACUAAUGAGAAUGCAACUUCAAAGAGCAAAGGGACGAACCGAUACACAAGAUAUGGAACUGGCAAUGGAUAUGAUGGUCGUUUUCUCGAAAAAUGAGGAUCGGAAUGCAGACAUUGCUAUAUUUGAAAGACUUGCUAACAAGCUCGAACUGCAUACGAUUGCCGAUUUGAAAGCCGAAACUGCAGCUAUCCGGAAACUCGAGAAACGUAGAGGUGGACAUAGUGACACCAUGAAGCGAAUCUUUGAUCUUCUGGGGAAGUUUAAACAAAUUGCAGGGAUCGAUGAAACUGUUUCGCUUGACGGUCCGAUUUCGACGAGAACUCUUCAGAGGUGUCAAUCUUCAUUAAUACCUAAUGAAUUUCUCUGCCCCAUCGCAUUAGAGAUCAUGACAGAUCCUGUUAUUGUGGCAACUGGACAGACUUAUGAAAGGGAAAGCAUUACUAAGUGGUUAAACUCGAAUCAUCGGACAUGUCCGAAGACCGGACAAACCUUGGAUCACUUGUCUUUAGCACCGAAUUUCGCGCUACGCAACCUUAUUCUGCAAUGGUGUGAGAAGAACAAUUUCGAAUUGCCAAAGAAGGAUAGCUAUGCAUCUUGUGAGAGCUGUUCAUCUGAACUCAUGGAAGAAAUCUCUUCAUUGGUUCGAGACCUAUCUUCGAGUCAGCCAAAUGCGAGACGAGAUGCUGUCGUGAAGAUCCGAAUGCUGUCAAAAGAAAACCCAGAGAACCGAAUUCUCAUUGCCAACAACGGAGGAAUCCCGGGUUUAGUUCAGUUAUUGUACUAUCCAGACUCCAAGAUCCAAGAACACACUGUCACUGCACUAUUGAACUUGUCAAUCGAUGAGACAAACAAAAGGCUAAUAGCCAGAGAAGGAGCCAUUCCAGCCAUUAUUGAGAUACUGCAAAACGGGACCGAUGAAGCAAGAGAAAACUCGGCUGCAGCCUUGUUUAGCUUAUCGAUGCUCGACGAGAACAAAACUCUCGUCGGAAACUUCAAUGGGAUCCCACCAUUAGUGAACCUCCUACAACACGGUACCACCAGAGGUAAAAAAGAUGCUGCAACUGCACUCUUUAACUUGUCUUCAAAUCAAUCCAACAAGUCCAAAGCCAUUAAAGCCGGUAUUAUACCCCCUUUGCUUCGUUUACUCGACGAUAAAACUCUGGGUAUGAUCGACGAGGCACUCUCGAUCUUGUUACAUCUUGCAUCGCAUCCCGAGGGACGGAACGAGAUAGGCCGGCUGUCGGUCAUCGAGACUCUGGUGGAAAUCAUCAGGAACGGGACUCCGAAAAACAAGGAAUGCGCCGUAUCGGUUCUUUUGGAGUUGGGGUUGAAUAAUUCGGCUCUUGCUUUGGCUGCACUUCAGUUUGGUGUUUACGAACCACUGAAAGAGAUCACCAUAACCGGGACGAACCGAGCUCAAAGAAAAGCUAAUUCAUUGUUGCAGCAUAUGAGUAAGUGUGAACAUAUUCCUUGAGCUUCCCUCCAAUGGUUACUAAUUUAUCUGUAAGUUCAUGCCUUGUAAUAUUAUUGGCUGUAUGAAUAUAAUGUGCAUUCGUCCAA